AUGACCAUCGCACUUGUAACCGGAGGAAACAGGGGCAUCGGCUACGGCAUCGUCCGCCGCCUGGCCAACGAGUACCCGUCGUCGGCCGUCGGCGCAUCGGGCUCGCCCCUCACCAUCCUCCUCGGCUCCCGCACCCUCGACAACGGCCAAAAGGCGCGCGACUCGAUCCUCUCGGAGCUGGCCUCGUCCGCCGCAAAGGUCACCAUCACCCCGCUCCAGCUCGACAUCAGCGACCCGGAAUCGAUCAAGCGCGCCAGUGCCGAGAUCCAGUCGCGCUACGCCGACCAGGGCGGCAUCGACGUCCUCAUCAACAACGCCGGCAUCGCCCUCGACGGCUUCGACGCCGACGUCAUCCGCAACACGAUGGCCACAAACUACCACGCCACAAAGCACGUCAUCAAGUCGAUCCCCGUCCGCGACGGCGGCAGGAUCGUCAACGUCGCCUCCAUGGCCGGCAUCCUGCGCGGCUACGGCCCCGAAGUCACCCAGCGCUUCCUCGACGCCAAGACCGAGGCCGACGUCGACGCCAUCGUCGCAGACUACGAGGCCGACGUCCGCAACGGCCACUGCCAGGACAAGGGCUGGAAGUCGGCCGCCUACUCGACCAGCAAGUGCGCCCUCAUCGCCUACACCCGCAUCCUCGACGCAGACUACAAAAAGGCAGGCAAGAACGUCGCCGUCAAUGCCUGCUGCCCCGGCUACGUCAACACCGACAUGACCAAGGGCAGGGGCGUCAAGUCGAUCGACGAGGGCGCCGCCACGCCCGUCCACCUGGCGCUCCAGGACCUCAAGGGCGUCACGGGCGAGUUCUGGGAAAACAGCAGCGUGUCCAAGUGGCACCAGCAGUGA
Pseudozyma flocculosa PF-1 is the source of this 849-nucleotide messenger RNA. RefSeq lists its product as uncharacterized. Gene Ontology annotation, molecular function: oxidoreductase activity. The coding region runs from base 1 to 849 and encodes 282 amino acids. The record is from RefSeq and is a predicted model, not a curated record. The transcript has 3 exons. NCBI's taxonomy places the organism in Eukaryota, Fungi, Basidiomycota, Ustilaginomycetes, Ustilaginales, Ustilaginaceae.